AUGGAUGAUCUUCCCGGUGAUAUCUUAGAAGACAUACUUUCUCGAUUACCUUUUGAGGUAGAUUUGAAUGCCAAACAUGUAUGCACAACUUGGAGAUCAAUCAUCAUCCGUAAUAAACCUGAAAAGCCGGGUUUCCUUUUCGCUCAUGCUGAUCAUGAUGAGCAUUAUCGUUCCAGCAGAUAUAUAAGACAACUUUUCUAUGAAGAUGAGUAUGAUCAUGAUGAUCCUUCAAAGAUGGGUAUGUAUCAGAACUACUACUAUGACAACAAUUCUAUUACGGAGAUAGAACAUAGCAGAUCUAUUAAGGAAUCAGUCCGGAGAUAUGUCAUGGUUGGUUCCUGCAAUGGUUUGGUUUUAGCAAGGGGGUUUGGCUAUUGUCCUUCUACUAAUGAUUACAAGGUUGUUGCAAUAUUUCAGCAUGAACAAAAAUGGGAGAGAGGACAUGUUCUAGUAUAUACUCUUGGCACCGGGAAGUGGAGAUAUAGUGGAUUUACUGACCAAUGCACAUUCAACUAUUCAUCGGGUAUUCAUAUAAAUGGAGCACUUUUCUGGUUGCACCGAAGUAAUGGUAAAUUACAAGAAAGUGAGAUUGUGGCCUUUGAUCUGGAGGGUGAGAAAUUCCAUUACAUCGCAUUGCCACGUUCUGAAGAUUUUGAAUACAUGGCUUAUAAUUCUCCUCUCAAGUUGCUUGCAGGGAAUAAUAACCUGUAUUUGGUUCAUUCGAUCACUAGAGCUUCUCGCACUGACAUAUGGGUAUACAAGAGAGAUACUGGGAACAAAAUCUUGUCACAUUGGCUUAAAGAGUUUAGCAUACAGAUGGAUUCCCCGCGUUAUUUUGAGGCAUUAGCAAUCACAAGGAGCAAUGCAGUUUUAUGGAUUUAUGAUAAGGGCAAGAGCCUCUGUUGGUAUGACCCUAAAACUUCAACCUUUAACAAACUUCGGGAUAUUGAUAAGGAUUGUGAAGAACGUGUUUACGUUGAAGCAAUUCCUCGCACGCAGAGCAAUGUUUCUUUGAAAGAGUUGGGAGAAACUAAUGUAACUUCUUUGAACGUUGUUUGGCAAGCUUUCUGGGGUGAAAGACGAAGAAGACAUUAUCGGGAAGAAGACGUUAUAUGA
Messenger RNA from Papaver somniferum (opium poppy), 1116 nucleotides. RefSeq lists its product as uncharacterized. The record is from RefSeq and is a predicted model, not a curated record. The transcript is spliced from 2 exons. Gene Ontology annotation, molecular function: protein binding. Bases 1 to 1116 code for a protein of 371 amino acids. Lineage: Eukaryota; Viridiplantae; Streptophyta; Magnoliopsida; Ranunculales; Papaveraceae.